AUGCAGGUUACUCCCGAUUUCCAGGCGUGUGAGCUGAAAUGUAGUGGACCCUAUCUACAUCAGCAGAAACAACAUUGCCGCGAUAUUUAUCAAACCCCACCUCAUGAAGGACUGGUUCGUAAAGCAUGCGUCAUUAAAGCAUCCUCCAACUCUUCAUCUGCAUUAAACCAUAACGUUACCGCUUUAGUGUCGAAAUUGACACUGCAUCCUCAAAACAAAAGAAUCAAUAACUCCAUCAGUUCCAUCAGUGGAUUUCUAGUUGAAGUGUUAAAGAGAUCCAAGAGUAAUAGACAUACCACAUCAUUGGCAUCUUUCUAUUUUACAAGAUUGAUGCAAGCCGAAAAGUUUGAUGCGUUACCAGAAUUUGCCCAAUGUGCUAAGAGAGUAUUCCUUAUUUGUCUUAUUCUAGCCCACAAGUUCUUAACGGAUAAUACGUUUAGUGCUGAAACCUGGUCGAAAAUCUCAGGCUUACCAAAGAAAACUCUCAGUGACAUGGAGAGAUGGGUUCUAAAAAAGUUGGACUACAAUCUUUUCGUCGAAGCAGAAACUAUGACCAAGUGGAAUACAGAAUUGCUAUCUCAGACAACUAUUACUCUUUCCCAUGGCCUGAAAAGGUAUAGGAGGGACGAAGAACAGGAAGACGUCAAUUUGAUUGCCUCGUCAAAAAAAGUGAAAGUUGUGUAA
Huiozyma naganishii CBS 8797 is the source of this 684-nucleotide messenger RNA. It is a transcript of the gene PCL5, whose product is annotated as Pcl5p. Gene Ontology annotation, biological process: regulation of cyclin-dependent protein serine/threonine kinase activity. The coding region runs from base 1 to 684 and encodes 227 amino acids. Lineage: Eukaryota; Fungi; Ascomycota; Saccharomycetes; Saccharomycetales; Saccharomycetaceae. The transcript has a single exon. The record is from RefSeq and is a predicted model, not a curated record. Gene Ontology annotation, molecular function: cyclin-dependent protein serine/threonine kinase regulator activity; protein kinase binding. Gene Ontology annotation, cellular component: cyclin-dependent protein kinase holoenzyme complex; nucleus.